AUGCCGUCCUUCGUCGACGGCCCUCUGCCGCUGCGGAUGGUGCAGAAGCCGCCGUUCACCGUCGAAGCAUCGGGCUACGACCCGGUCCCGGGCGAAACCAUCCCCCGCCGCCAUCCCUCGGCCAAGGAUGCCCUAUGGACGCGUCCCACGCCAGACAUAAACACCACCUUUGACCUCCUCAAGAAAAGUGCCUCCACUUACGGCAAUGAGCCUGCCGUCGGCACCCGCAGACUCCUCCGCACCCAUCGGGAAACCAAAAAGGUCAUCUCCAAGGGUCUCGACGGCGAGACCAUCGAGACUGACAAGGAAUGGACCUUUUUCGAGCUCUCCGACUACGAGUAUAUGACGUACACGGACUACUAUAUCAUGGCCCUGCAGGUCGGCGCAGGUCUCAGGAAGCUGGGUCUGUCACCAAAGGACAAGGUCCACAUAUUUGCUGCCACGAGUGCGCAAUGGUUGAACAUGUCACACGCGUGCUCGUCCCAGUCAAUAACCAUCGUCACGGCCUAUGACACUCUCGGCGAGAGCGGCGUUGAGCACUCGCUCGUCCAGAGCAAGGCAGAUGCCAUAUUCGUUGACCCCCACCUGUUGAAGACAAUAGCCGGCCCCCUGAAGAGGGCGCCGUCUGUCAAGGUGCUCAUCUACAACCACGCCACCCACAACCCCGUGCCCGACGUUGAGAUCAAGGCGUUCAAGGCGUCCCACCCGGACCUCACCGUCCUGUCGUUCGAAGAGGUGCGCGCGCUCGGCGAGGAGAACCCGACGGCGCCCGUGGAACCCCAGGCCGACGAGACGUACUGCAUCAUGUACACGUCGGGCAGUACCGGACUCCCCAAAGGCGUCCCAGUGACCCAUGCCAGCUUUGUGUCAGCUGUGGCCGGCAUAUACAGUGUCAUGAAGGGGGUUGUAAGUAACCGUGAAAACGUGCUUGCCUACCUGCCCCUUGCGCACAUUUUCGAGCUCGUCGUCGAGAACUGCGUCGUCUUCAUCGGCGGCACCCUCGGCUACGGCCACCCGCGCACCCUCGUCGAUAGCAGCAUGCGCAACUGUGCCGGCGAUAUGCGCGCGUUCCGGCCUACCGUCAUGAUUGGCGUGCCGCAGGUGUGGGAGACAGUCAGGAAAGGCGUCGAAAGCCGGGUCAACAGCUCGGGCAUAGUCACACGCUCGCUUUUCUGGGGCGCGCUCAAGCUGAAGUCCUUUUUGGUGGCCAAGGGGCUGCCCGGGCACACCCUGUUCGACCGCAUGGUCUUCGGCAAGGUGCGCAUAAUGACGGGUGACCGGCUUCGCUUCAUUGUCAACGGCGCCAGCGGCAUCUCGGCAGGCACGUUACACUUCUUGAGCAUGGUGGUGGCACCCAUGAUCAGCGGGUACGGGCUGACCGAGUCCUGCGGCAAUGGCGGCCUCGGCUCCCCUCUGCAGUGGUCACAGGACACCAGCGGCACCGUCCCGGGCGCAAUCGAGGUGAAGCUUGUCUCGAUUCCCGAGCUCAACUACAGCACCGACUCGACGCCGCCGCAGGGCGAGAUUCUUAUGCGCGGCGGUCCGGUUCUGACGACCUACUUCGUGAAUCCUGAGGAGACGGCUAAGGCCGUAACCUCGGACGGCUGGUUCCGCACUGGUGACAUUGGCGAGUUCGGCGCCAAUGGCCACUUGCGCGUCAUCGACCGCGUCAAGAACCUCGUCAAGCUCCAGGGCGGCGAGUACAUCGCCUUUGAGAAGCUCGAGGCCGUCUACCGCGGCGCGCCGUGCGUCCAGAACGUCAUGGUAUAUGGCGGAAGCGAGGCUCCGCGGCCCAUCGCGGUCGUCUUUGCCAACGAGAAGGCCCUUUCCGAACUUGCGGCCGAGCUCGGCGUUGACGAGCACUCGAUGCGCACUCACCCCAAAGUGCGCACCGCCGUCCUCAAGGAGCUGAAAACCGCCGCGAAGAAGGCAGGCCUCAGCGCCAACGAGACGGUAACCGGAGUUUUGAUUGUAGACGAGGAGUGGACGCCCAUAAAUGGCUACGUGACGGCAACGCAGAAAGUAAACCGGAGAGUAAUCCAAGAAAAACACGAGAAGGAGAUUGCCAAUUGCAUUGCCGAAAAUUGA
Messenger RNA from Lasiosphaeria miniovina, 2088 nucleotides. RefSeq lists its product as uncharacterized. Lineage: Eukaryota; Fungi; Ascomycota; Sordariomycetes; Sordariales; Lasiosphaeriaceae. Gene Ontology annotation, biological process: long-chain fatty acid metabolic process; long-chain fatty-acyl-CoA metabolic process. Gene Ontology annotation, cellular component: endoplasmic reticulum; lipid droplet; plasma membrane. The transcript is spliced from 3 exons. The coding region runs from base 1 to 2088 and encodes 695 amino acids. The record is from RefSeq and is a predicted model, not a curated record. Gene Ontology annotation, molecular function: long-chain fatty acid-CoA ligase activity.